AUGGUCAUUCAAUCCGACCUUAUCGUGGCUAUGAUAACCAGCAACUAUGAUGUUGUCCUUCCUCUAUUGCUAUCUGCAUUAACAAUUGCAUUUUUUCUUUCUGGAAGAUAUCCAGGAAGGAAAGAUGAUGUCAUUCCGGGCAGGUUGGGAAUCCCUUUCUUUGGUGAAACACUCUCUUUUCUCUCGGCAACAAAUAGCGACAAAGGCUGCUAUGAUUUCGUUACACAACGACGAUCCUGGUAUGGAAGGUGGUUCAAAACAAGGAUCUUCGGCAAGAUCCAUGUGUUUGUGCCAAGUGUUGAAGGUGCAAAAACCGUUUUCACCAAUGAUUUUACGAUUUUUAACAAGGGUUACGUGAAAUCAAUGGCCGACACGGUAGGAAACAAAAGCUUGCUGACUAGUCCGCACGAGAGUCACAAAAGAAUCAGGCGUCUUCUUUCUGAUCCCUUUUCAAUGAGUUCUUUAUCCAAGUUUGUUCAGAAGAUCGAUCGGAUGCUAUGUCAAAGACUCACGACAUUAGAAACGAAUGGCCAAAGUUUUAUGGUCCUACACUUCAGUAUGAAGUUAACAUUCGAUGCAAUGUGUGACAUGUUGAUGAGCGUCACGGAUGAUUCGUUAUUGCGACAAAUCGAAAGAGACUGCACUGCUGUUUCAGACGCCAUGUUGUCAUUCCCCGUCAUGAUUCCUGGAACUCGAUACUACAAAGGCAUUAAGGCACGUCAAAGGCUCAUGGAGACUUUCAGAGAUAUGAUUACCCUUCGAAGAACUGGAAAUGCUAACAUUAAUCCAGACGACUUCUUGGGAUCAAUGCUGAAACGGGAUUCGUAUCCCGACGACGAAAAGCUCAGCGACCAAGAAAUUAUGGACAAUCUAUUAACCCUAAUAAUUGCGGGGCAAACUACUACAGCAGCUGCAAUGAUGUGGAGUGUCAAGUUCUUGAGUGACAAUCCACAAGUUCUUGAUAAACUCAGGGAAGAACAAUUGAGUAUCCUAAGAAGGAAGCCAACUGGUGCUCUACUUACACUUGAAGAUCUGAAUAGCAUGCCGUACGCUUCACAGGUUGUAAAAGAGACAUUAAGAAUGUCAAAUGUCUUGUUAUGGUUUCCUCGAGUUGUGGCUGAUGAUUGCAAAAUCCAAGGCAAGUGGACCGUUGAUGAUCCAGAUCCUCGCCUAGAAAGAAAAGCUCAUAUACCGAGAUUGAGAAGUGGAUGUCCAAUUACCUUAAUAGCCCUUCAUGAUGUGAAGUAG
This is a messenger RNA of Oldenlandia corymbosa var. corymbosa, 1248 nucleotides long. Lineage: Eukaryota; Viridiplantae; Streptophyta; Magnoliopsida; Gentianales; Rubiaceae. The record is from the annotation of a GenBank genome assembly.